Messenger RNA from Pelobates fuscus (common spadefoot toad), 2668 nucleotides. It is a transcript of the gene NR2C2, whose product is annotated as nuclear receptor subfamily 2 group C member 2. Gene Ontology annotation, molecular function: nuclear receptor activity; zinc ion binding; RNA polymerase II cis-regulatory region sequence-specific DNA binding. Gene Ontology annotation, biological process: positive regulation of embryonic development; positive regulation of transcription by RNA polymerase II; anatomical structure development. The coding region runs from base 223 to 2013 and encodes 596 amino acids. The transcript has 14 exons. The record is from RefSeq and is a predicted model, not a curated record. NCBI's taxonomy places the organism in Eukaryota, Metazoa, Chordata, Amphibia, Anura, Pelobatidae.
GGGAAGAGGAAGCAGAUCGUGGAGGGGAAAAAAAAAAAAGAAGGCGGCGGAGCGCGGGGUCACGACCUCUGACCUCUCAACUCCAACCAACCAAAACUAACCGUGACCGGCGGGACCCGAGGAACGCAGCGACAACCGGAGAGGAGCCGGGGCCGCCGGGAGUGAAGGGGAUGCGGCUGUGAGAAGGACCUCCUCCGGGGUGAGGUUCAGGAAUCUUUAGUGAUGACCAGCUCCUCACAGCGCAUCCAAAUUAUUUCCACUGACUCUGCUGUAUCCUCUCCGCAGCGCAUUCAAAUUGUGACCGAUCAGCAGACUGGUCAGAAGAUUCAGAUCGUGACCACCGUAGAUUCCUCUGUGUCAUCCAAGCAGCAGUUUAUCUUGACCAGUCCAGAUGGGUCUGGAGCAGGCAAGGUGAUCCUUGCAACCCCUGAAUCCCCCAAUGCAAAGCAGCUUAUCUUUACCACAGAAAACAUUGUGCCUGGGAGAAUACAGAUUGUAACAGAUGCAGCCUCUGUGGAGAGACUCCUGGGAAAAGCAGAAGUGCAGCGUCCGCAAAUCAUAGAAUAUUGUGUCGUUUGUGGUGACAAAGCUUCUGGUCGUCACUAUGGUGCCGUUAGCUGCGAGGGAUGUAAAGGUUUCUUUAAAAGAAGUGUUCGAAAGAGCUUGGCGUAUAGUUGCCGCAGCAGCCAGGACUGCGUCAUCAAUAAACAUCACCGGAAUCGAUGCCAGUUUUGCCGGCUUAAGAAGUGUUUAGAAAUGGGCAUGAAGAUGGAAUCGGUACAGAGUGAGAGGAAGCCAUUUGACAUCCAACGAGAGAAGCCAUCAAACUGUGCAGCAUCCACUGAAAAAAUCUACAUCCGGAAAGAUCUGCGGAGCCCACACAUAGCAACGCCAACUUUUGUCUCGGACAAAGAUGGAGGGAGGCAAUCUGGACUUUUAGACCCUGGGAUGUUGGUGAAUAUUCAGCAGCCCCUCAUCCGAGAAGAUGGCACUGUGCUCCUGUCCACUGAUUCAAAGGCAGAAACGAGUCAGAGCGGACUUGGAACAUUAGCAAACGUCGUUACUUCUCUUGCUAACCUGACUGAGUCACUAAAUAAUGGGGACACUUCCGAAAAUGAUCAGCCAGAGGACCAAUUCUCCAGUGAAAUCACUAGGGCAUUCGACACAUUGGCAAAAGCACUUAAUACAGUAGAUGGCACUGCAGGGCACAACCUGGAGGAUGGGGUUGAUCCAACAGCAGGAGGGAACAUCCACAUCAUUAGUCGGGAUCUGGCUACGCCUAUUCUGGAAGUGGAAGGGCCCCUGUUGUCAGACACGCAUGUCACAUUUAAGCUAACUAUGCCAAGCCCAAUGCCAGAGUAUUUGAACGUGCACUAUAUCUGUGAAUCUGCUUCCCGUCUGCUUUUCCUUUCCAUGCACUGGGCCAGGUCUAUUCCAGCCUUCCAAGCCCUGGGACAGGAUUGCAAUACAAGCCUUGUCCGUGCCUGUUGGAAUGAGCUGUUUACUCUAGGACUUGCGCAGUGUGCACAAGUCAUGAGUCUUUCCACUAUUUUAGCCGCUGUUGUCAACCAUCUACAAAACAACCUUCAAGAGGACAAACUUUCUGGGGAGAGAAUAAAGCAAGUAAUGGAGCACAUCUGGAAACUACAGGAGUUCUGCAAUAGCAUGACCAAGCUAGAUAUUGAUGGAUAUGAAUAUGCGUACCUGAAAGCCGUGGUUCUCUUCAGCCCAGAUCAUCCUGGACUGUCCAGUACACCACAGAUCGAAAAGUUUCAAGAGAAGGCACAAAUGGAGCUUCAGGACUAUGUGCAAAAAACGUAUCCAGAUGACACAUACAGGCUGGCACGAAUCUUAGUGCGGCUCCCGGCCCUACGACUCAUGAACUCCAGCAUCACAGAAGAACUUUUUUUUACUGGCCUCAUUGGGAACGUUCCCAUCGACAGCAUAAUCCCUUAUAUCCUCAAGAUGGAGACGGCAGAAUACAAUGGGCAGAUUACGGGGACCAGUGUAUAACCCGAGCCAAUGCACUUAAAGCACUUGUAAGUGCACCCUAUUAGGGAGCAAGAAAGAACAAAAACAUUUUGGGGAACAUGCACUUACGCUCCAAUCCAGUGUAAAUGAUAACAUUUUCUUUCUCCAUCUGGAGGUUUGAAUAGCCUCCUGUUUUAUCCACUACCUGGAAAGAAACAAAACGUUAACAGCCAUAACCAGAAGACUAGAUAGGAGCUCGUCUGUUACAUUGUAUUUUUGUCUACAUUUCGAUGAAGACUUUAACAUGUUUUUGUAGUGUAAGAAAAUCAGUUGCCAUUGAAGGCAGAUUGUACCAUCGAAUCACUUGCCAAAAAAAAUUGUUAUUGGCCAGGUAAUCCAGACAAGGUAACUACCCUGUAAUACUAACUUUUUCCUCUCCAUGAUUUUAUAUUUAUUUAUGUGUAUUAUGUGUGUGUAUAUAUCUCAUGAUUUUAUGUAUCUCAUCAGGCUUAACUUUCUAGUCUUGGUACUUGUUCACUUACUGUGUGAUAUUUUAUAAAGGUGCCUGAUGAGAUGUCCCUUUUUUUUUUUUCCCCAAGACAAAACUUUGAAGUAGAUGACUGACUUCUUAAUACUGUGUUGCUUUGUCCAAUAAUUUAAUUGGGGAAAGAAAGGAUUCAGUUCUAAAAUAAAUAUU